AUGAAACAAAACAUGCUAUUCAAAUAUAACGAGAAAGAACUAGGAAGAAAAUUUAAUCUUGCCGUGGAUAAAUUUUGCAAUCGAUCAAAAGUGGAUCCAAGUGGAUUCCAACCAAGUCUUAUAGACUCGCCUGGUCCAGGUGGACUUUGGCAAGGUCCACCUCCGCCAUCCCUCGCAAUUCAUAAUCAUCCAGGACGUUUUUCACUUAUGCCGCCACGAGAUUUACAUUUUCCACCACAACAUAUGAGACAGUUUCGACCGUCGUUCUCUCCUCCGACAUCACCUGAAUAUCGAAUGUACGAUUUAAAUAAGCGUUUAUCCAUGCGAACAGAAGAUUGUGAUAAUCUUUGGUGGGACUCAUUUGUCAAUGAAUUCUUUGAAGACGAUGCAACAUUAUCAAUAUCAAUGUGUAUGGAAGAUGGACCAAAACGAUUUAAUAUUGGCCGUCUUUUGAUUCCUCGAUUUUUCCAUACAUUAUUUGAAGGUGGUGUUAGUGAAGUUUAUUUUUUAUUAAAACAAGCAAAAGAAAUAUUCCAUAACCCAAGUAUAUCUCUCGAUUGUGAACAGGGUUCAUUGAUAACCUGCUUUGGAAAGCCAUCAUUCAUUAAAGUUUGCAAUGAAGGACAUUUUAAUAUUGAAUUUACGUUUGACGACUUAAUGCGUAUAAAGUCAUGGAAUUUUACAAUAAAACAAUAUCGAGAAUUAAUUCCACGAAGUGUUGUUGCUAUACCGACCGAUAAUCCAAUUUAUCUUGAUCAAUUAUCAAAAAAUUUCACUCGCAAUGGAUUAACAUCAUCAAUGCUAAAUUUUCUCAGGUUAUGUGAAAUUUUGGAACCCAUGCAAGAAUUAAUGUCUCGCCAUAAAACUACAACAUUCUCACCACGUGAUUGUUUAAAAACAAUUUUACAUCAACGUUGGUCAAAAACUUGCUCAGAUAAUCGACCAACAACAAAACCUAGACGAAAACGAAAAACCACAACGGUUAAUAGUACGGCUGUAACUCCUAAUAAAGAGUCUAAUAUAACCAAUUGUACAACACCAACAAAAAAACGUUCACCUGCUGCUAAUAAUAAUAAUAAUAAUAAUAUAUACUCUCAACCUGCAGCAUUACCAAUAAAUAAUAAUAUGCCAGGAGAUGUAAUGAUUGUUGGUGAACCAACAUUAAUGGGUGGUGAAAUGGACGAUGAAGAUGAGCGGUAUAUAACUCGACUUGAAAAUACACAAUAUGAUCCAAAUGGUGUAUCAUCUCAAUAUCAUUCUCUGAUGCAUUCUAUGCCUCAAGGAUAUCAACAAAAUCCUAAUCUUCAAUCAUUACUUCAUCCUAAACAACAGUUCAAUCAAAAUUCUUCUCAAAUAUUAAAUCCAAAUCAGAUUAAACGGGAACAGAUAUCAUAUCCUGGAUCACCACAGCAGCAGCAGCAGCAACAACAAUUGCCGUCAAUGUUUUUAAAUAAUCAACCGCCACCGUUAACACCAAUUAAUGGUGAAUUAUCAGUAGCUGGGAAAAGAAUUUCAGCUACAAAUAAUAAUUCUCCACAGACUCCUUCAGGCAACAGUCAUAAUCAGAAUUGUUCAACUUUAACUCCUUCAACUGCAAAUGCUAAUAACUAUUCUUCGUCAACGAAUAAUCAAGUUAUAGCUGAAAAAAAGCAAGAACCUCAUACGCCACCCGUUACAUCACAACAAACAAUUGUAACAGCCUCAUAG
Messenger RNA from Rotaria socialis, 1707 nucleotides. Lineage: Eukaryota; Metazoa; Rotifera; Eurotatoria; Philodinida; Philodinidae. The record is from the annotation of a GenBank genome assembly.